GUUCACCCUUAGCUGUUAGCAAUUAGCUUGAACAUGGCUUCGUUUAUUAUCAAACCUGCACACCUUCGCUGUGUUGCAAGGACGGGCAGGCUCUUAAGCGAGCAUCGGACGAGGAAGGCGUUGUGUUCAGACAGAAGUUAUGCCACAGAAGGAGACAACAGGGUACCCAAAAUAUACACCAAAACUGGAGACAAAGGUUUCUCAAGCACAUUUACAGGAGAAAGGAGACCAAAGGAAGAUCAUAUUUUUGAAGCCUUAGGAAAUACAGAUGAGCUUUCGUCAGCUAUUGGCUUGGCCAGAGAAUUUUGCCUCGACAAAGGUCACACGUUCACAUAUCAGCUGGACAAGAUACAGUGCAUUUUACAAGAUGUGGGCUCCAAUAUUGCCACCCCUCGAUCAUCUGCAAGAGAAAGUCACAUAAAGAGAACAAAAUUUACUGCUCAGCCCAUUACAGACCUGGAAGCCUGGAUUGAUAACUUUACACAAGAACUCCCUCCACUGACCACCUUCAUUUUACCUUCUGGAGGGAAGAGCAGUGCAGCUUUGCACCUAGCUCGGACAGUCUGUCGGAGAGCAGAGCGGAGUGUUGCCCCAAUUGUGCGCUCAGGGGAGGCAGAUCCAGAUGUUGCCAAGUUUUUGAACAGAUUGAGCGACUACCUGUUCACUGUGGCCAGAUAUGCAGCCAUGAAAGAAGGCAACGAGGAGAAAAUCUACAAAAGACCCGAAUGACCAGAUUGUCACAUGAGGAUUAAGACAAAGUUUGUUUUUGGGAUGGCUGAUGCAGAUACUUGAUUUAUAUUGUAAAUAUAUUAAUAAAUAUGACUUAAGU
Molecule: messenger RNA, 829 nt
Organism: Toxotes jaculatrix (banded archerfish)
Lineage: Eukaryota; Metazoa; Chordata; Actinopteri; Toxotidae
Gene: mmab
Product: metabolism of cobalamin associated B
Exons: 9
Coding region: 34-729 (231 amino acids)
Molecular function (GO): corrinoid adenosyltransferase activity
Source: RefSeq, a predicted model, not a curated record